Molecule: messenger RNA, 1439 nt
Organism: Syngnathus acus (greater pipefish)
Lineage: Eukaryota; Metazoa; Chordata; Actinopteri; Syngnathiformes; Syngnathidae
Gene: pycr3
Product: pyrroline-5-carboxylate reductase 3
Exons: 8
Coding region: 506-1342 (278 amino acids)
Biological process (GO): L-proline biosynthetic process
Molecular function (GO): pyrroline-5-carboxylate reductase activity
Source: RefSeq, a predicted model, not a curated record
CCUCACAAUUUUAAUGUACCCCCUCGGAAUUUUCAACACAAACAACUUCGCAGGUAAAGCAGGAUAACAUGGAAGCCAAAAAAAAACACAGAAACUGCUCUGUACCACAGUGUAGCAAGGACAGCAAAAACCUCUUUCUUCUUCCAACAUCCGAACCACAGAAAGGCUUGUGGUUGGAGUUUAUUUAUGCAUCGAAUAUGCCCAAACAACUCCCAAAACGUGUGGUAGUUUGUGGCAAACAUUUUACGGACGAUUGUUUCAACAAUUUGGGACAAUACAAAUGUGGAUUAGCAGGACAUCCUUCACUCAUCCCGGGAUCGAUACCAACUCUCAAUGGAACAGCAAGUAACCACGUAAAAAAGGCGCUUAAAGGACGAGAAUCCGCGUGGGCAGAGUCCACCGCUGAGGUCCAACCCACGGUGAUCACAAGUGAGUCAUCAGACCCCUCUCACGGUGAGCCACGCCUCCAAGUGCGCUCUGCAGCCAGAUUAAAAUUGAAUCCGUGAUGGACUCCGAGUUACAAAUCGGCUUCAUCGGCGCAGGGAACAUGGCUUUCGGCAUCGCCAAGGGUAUCUUGUCUGGUGGGAAUGUUCUUCCUACAAAUGUCAAAGUGAGCGCCCCAUCUUUCAGGAACCUCGGACGCUUUCAGGAGCUGAGCAUCUCCACAACUCACUCCAACGCGGAGGUUGUCUGCAGUUCCAAUAUUAUCUUUGUGGCAGUAAAACCUCAUUUAGUGCCGAUUGUUCUCAGGGAGAUCUCACUCCACAUCACUGACAGGCACACGAUUGUGUCCGUGGCGGCGGGGGUCACCCUGGCAACCUUGGAGGAGCUCCUGCCAGCGGGUUCGUGUGUCAUCAGGUUGAUGCCAAACCUUCCUUGCGUGGUUCUGCAAGGUGCCCUCUUGUUCACACGAGGAACUCACGCCAAAGACGAGCAUGGCGCCCUGUUGUGCUCCUUGUUGCAGCCCUGUGGUUUGGUAGAAGAGGGACCCGAGGCCUGGAUUGAUAUCCACACCGGACUCAGUGGGAGUGGGGUUGCUUUUGUCUACGUGUUUGCGGAGGCCUUGGCGGAAGGAGCUGUUAAAAUGGGCAUGCCCUCCGCUCUAGCCCAAAGAAUCGCAGCUCAGACUGUUCUGGGUGCCGGCCAAUUGUUACUCGAGUCCAAGAAGCAUCCGGCUCAGCUCCGCUCGGAGGUCUGCACCCCGGGUGGGACGACCAUCUACGGGCUUCACGCUCUGGAACAAGGAGGGGUGAGGGCGGCAGCCAUGACCGCGGUGGAGUCUGCGACCGAGAGAGCAAGGGAGCUCGGUCGCAAGUCUGCCGAUCAAAGGAGCAAUAUAUAAUAAUGCUUUAUGGCCUCUUGAAACUCUGUCAAGUCUUAACAGCAAAAUAGCUUUCCUUCUUUGUUAAAAGGUUUAAAAAUGAAACAUUUCUUUUAAC